UUAAUUUCAUAUGUAACAUUUAGUUCUAGCAAUGUCUGGUGUUUACUUGUGUAUCAGUCGUAUCUUCUGUAUUCGAUACACAUAUAAUUUAAUAUUUUACUGAUAAUUAAACAGUUAAAUUAUUUUACUGAUUUUUCACUGAGAUUUCUGACCCGUUACUAUUUAUUUUUUGCAUCAAAUCGCUAUGGAAAUUUCCGAUAAGACUGUUCCUGUCGUCAUCAAAAGGGAGCCUUUGGAAGAGGGCGAGCUUACCGAAGAUUCAGAGCAAGGUGCUCCUUUUUCUGUCGUCAUCAAAAGCGAGCCUUUGAAGCCGGCAGAGCCUCCCAAAGAUUCAGAGCAAUUUGCUUGCUGGCCAGAUCUUGUGCACAAAGUAAAAGUUGAAAAUGAACAUUCUUCGAGUAUUGGAAAUCGAUUACGUAGUAUAGUUGGAUGGGUAAAACCGAGUCAAAAGCGCAAAUUUCGUGACUAUUCAGAUAAUGAGAGGGAUAGAUCACGAGAUCGAAGCAAAAGGUUUUGUUACAGACCUAAUAAAAAAUCGAAAAAAAAUAAUUUGGAAACAUCUAAGGAAACAUUCAACUGUAAAUUGGAAAUAUCUGAAAAAAAAUUCAAAUGUAAAAAUUGCUUCAAGGCAUUCGAAACUGCUCUUCAAGUUCAGCAACAUGGUCAAGACAAGCAUGGUAUUAUUCAAGAAAUCGUUAACAAUGAUUUGAACGGAUCUAAGCAAAUAAAUGAAAAACAAUGGAAACAAACAUUGCAAUUAAGAGUUCAGCAGAAACUAAAUUUAGAUGCCAAUAACAAUAAUAGCGAAAACAUAAAAAAUGAUAGUAAUAGUGGUUUUCUUACUAAAUUGAGACAGUUUGUUAACGAUACUGAUACAGCAAAGAAAAACUUGGGAUGCAGUGCUUGUUAUCACAAUCUAGCACUAAAUAAUAGAAUAAGACAUUUUGUGGAUAGUUCGACAAGUACGGAAUCACUGACUUUGUGUCAGAGGUUUUUAGAAGAUUUUCAGAUGCAAUGUACCGAUAAUCACAGGUCAACACACGAAAUUCUUAGCUGUGAAGUCUGCAGGAACAUGGCCGAACUCAAAGAACAUAUCAAAGAUAAUAUUGCGUUUGUAGAAUUGUUCAUAUCGUGGCUUUUGAAUUAAACAGAUUUUGUUUUAAACAAAAUAGUGACGGAUGAAAUAACGUGAAAAAUGGUUUUUCUACAUCGUUGAUUACUGUCUCAACCUGCCAUAAUUUUUUCAUUAGUUAAGAAUUUCUAUUAAUUCUGAUCUAUAUUUUAGCAUUUAUUUUUAAUUUAUUCAUCUAAACAUGUUAUUAUAUUUACUCACAAUAGUCAGGUGAGUCUUAUUGAUCAUAUACAUGUAUGUACAGAUAGUUAUUUAAGAAUAUGUUAUUUAGGCACAUUUCUUUUUAAUUUUUUUUUCCAUUUGAAUUUUAUUUUUAAUUUAUUAAUUAAAGAUAUUAUUACAUUUAUCUUCGAUCGUUAUUCAAGUCUUAUUGAUGAUAUACACAUGUAUAAAUAGCUUGUAGA
This is a messenger RNA of Trichogramma pretiosum, 1536 nucleotides long. RefSeq lists its product as uncharacterized. The record is from RefSeq and is a predicted model, not a curated record. Lineage: Eukaryota; Metazoa; Arthropoda; Insecta; Hymenoptera; Trichogrammatidae. The transcript is spliced from 2 exons. Bases 185 to 1147 code for a protein of 320 amino acids.